AUUCUUUGCAUAUGUACAUAUCAACAACACAAGAGGAGUACUAUAGUCUUCCAUUACUCAAACAAUAAGCCCAAUUUUUUUUUCUCUACUUUGACAUCAAAGGCUAUACUUUUGAAAAUACAGUAUGGUGGAAGCCAACUGGUACACCAUUUCUCUCCUCAUUUUCUCUCUCCUCCUACUCUUCUUCAAGCUCUUCUUAGGAAAACAAAAGAUUUACAAGAAUCUACCCCCAAGUCCUCCUGGGCUUCCCAUCCUGGGCCAUCUCCAUCUACUAAAAGAGCCACUGUACCAAACUUUUCAAGCUUUUUCAGAUAAGUAUGGCCCAAUCAUCCUCCUCCGGUUCGGACCCAGAAAUGUCCUCGUUGUCAACACUCCUUCAGCCGUCGAAGAAUGUUUCACAAAAAACGAUGUCAUCUUCGCCAACCGGCCACUUAGCCUCCACUCAAAACACCUCUCCUACAACAGCACCACCAUCGCUGCAGCCCCUUAUGGUGAUCUUUGGCGCAAUCUCAGGCGUAUUACAACCUUGGAGAUUUUCUCAACUGUUCAAUUAGAGAGAACAUCCUGUAUACGAGGCAAGGAAGUGAAGUUUUUCGUGAAUCAACUCAUGAAGAAUUGUGGUGGUGGGUGUAGUAAAGUGGACAUGAAAUCCAAGUUUUUUGAGAUCUCAUUUAAUGUUAUGACCAUGAUGAUCAUGGGAAAGAGGUUCUUUGGAGAAAGUGUAGAGGAUGUUGAGGAGGCCAAGCUCUUUCGGCAAUUGGUGAGAGAGCAAUUAGAAUUUGCAAAAACAUCGGAUCCAUCAGACCUUUUUCCGGUGUUGCAGAAGGUAGAUUUGUUUGGGACUGGGAGGAAAAUGGUAGCCAUGGCAGAGAAAAUGGACAAGUUUUUGCAGAACCUAGUCGAUGAACGUCGAAGAAUGGAUGCAUCAACAAAAAUGAAGAAGACACUGAUUGAUAGUCUGCUUUCUUUGCAAGAAGCAGAACCAGAGUUCUACACCAACAAUAUUAUAAAUGGGAUUAUAUUGAUAUUACUAAUUGCUGGGACUGAAACUUCAUCAACAGCCAUGGAAUGGGCAAUGUCCCUACUUCUCAACCAUCCAAAUGCAAUGACAAAGGUUAGAGCAGAGAUAGAGGCUCACGUUGGACAAAACUACCUCUUAGAUGAACAAGACUUGCCCAAGCUAAAUUAUCUAUGCAAUGUAGUUAAGGAAACACUUCGAUUAUAUUCACCAGCCCCAAUUCUAGUCCCACAUGAGGCUUCUGAAGAUUGUACUGUAGGAGGUUAUGAUGUCCCACAAGGCACGAUGUUAAUGGUAAAUGUAUUGGCUAUUCAUAGGGAUCCCAAGCUAUGGGAAAAUCCAACGAAGUUCAUGCCAGAAAGAUUUGAAGAAGAGAAUAGUGGAGACGGGUAUAAGUUGAUCCCAUUUGGUUGUGGAAGACGUGGAUGUCCUGGAGCUAACUUGGCAAAUAGGAUGGUUGGGCUGACACUAGGAGCCUUGAUUCAGUCAUUUGAAUGGAACAGAGUUGAUGAAGAGGAGGUGGAUAUGACUGAGAAUUUUGGCUUCAGCAUGCCAAAGUUGAAGCCUUUAGAGGUCAUUUGCAGGCCGUGUCCGUUCACCCGCAAACAGUGUCUUAUAUGAUUGUUUUUCAUUCUAUUUUACCUGCCAAAAAAUUAAAAAAAAAAAAGAAGAAGAAAAAUUACAAAAUAAAUACUAUGAAGUUCGGGUUCAAACUCACCCUUGUGUCUAUUAUGUCGUGUCAUUUUUUUUUUUCAUUUGUGCAAUAAGUAAUUGAACUUCAGUUUUUUAUGAAUGUUAUGUAUUGUGUACUUCCCUCCGAGUUGUGGAUGUUAUGCUAUGAUUUUUAUUAGGUC
Messenger RNA from Camellia sinensis, 1872 nucleotides. RefSeq names its product cytochrome P450 81Q32. Lineage: Eukaryota; Viridiplantae; Streptophyta; Magnoliopsida; Ericales; Theaceae. The record is from RefSeq and is a predicted model, not a curated record. Gene Ontology annotation, molecular function: monooxygenase activity; iron ion binding; oxidoreductase activity, acting on paired donors, with incorporation or reduction of molecular oxygen.